Molecule: messenger RNA, 3013 nt
Organism: Anopheles stephensi (Asian malaria mosquito)
Lineage: Eukaryota; Metazoa; Arthropoda; Insecta; Diptera; Culicidae
Product: protein trapped in endoderm-1
Exons: 6
Coding region: 1258-2820 (520 amino acids)
Biological process (GO): G protein-coupled receptor signaling pathway
Cellular component (GO): membrane
Molecular function (GO): G protein-coupled receptor activity
Source: RefSeq, a predicted model, not a curated record
AGUAUGUAUGCUUGUACGUGUGCCCUAUUUUAGCCGCACCAGUAUUCGCCAGGUCAGUCGCGCUGAACCUUAGGAACGUUGCUGCACUACGGUGGCCGUUGUAGUGCGCGACUGUCGAUGGCCCGGUCGUAUUGUCACGGAGCGAUUUUCCAGUGUACCGAGUUUUUCCGGCAUUAAGGAUCCUACUUUCCGUGUGUCUGUGUGUGUCAAACGGAGAUCAGUCAGCGAGUCAACUAACGUGACGGCGGGGGCCAAUGGCCAACAUCCGCCUUCGGGAGCUUCCUUCGCCGAUGCUGUCCACUAGUCACGAAUUUAAUAACAUCCCAUCUCGGCGAAGGUUUUGGCCGACUUCUUCUACUCCUUUUUCUCUCUGGUGGUCGUUGCCGCUGUUGGACAGUGUUCUUGUUGUUCCUGUUGGUGGACGGUGCCUCUGCGUUCUUGUGUGUAGUAAAAUCGAAGGAGAAAAAAUAUAAUCAACGCACCAUCCAAAAAAACAUAAACCGCCGCUCUGUAACCAACUGGGGCCGGUGUUGUUGGUGCGCAUAAAUUGAUUCUAUUUUUAUAUGCAUACUGUUUGGCUAUUUGUUGCUGUUGUUGCUGUUUUUCUCACAAACUCACGACCGCUCUCGGCCGACCACCCGCCCGCUCGUUUCCGGAGCCGUGUCCGGGUGCGCCGUUCUUCCAGUGGACCGUAACCGUGCAUCAAGUAUCGUGCCCCGGACUCACUCGGACCGAGCGCUGAUUCGUGCUCCGGACAUGGUCCAGCCGGGAGUUUCGGUCGGCGGCUAAUCGGCCCUCUGUGUUCAGUAUUACGCGUACGCGUUGCCUAAUUUCUGACCGGUGUAGCUUAGCCCCAAACUCCAGGUCGGUCCGGUGGUGCAGGCGGCAUGGACGCGGGGUUGUUGUUAAGAAUGUGUGCUGCGGUUCGAACAACAAUCAUCGGCAACACCACCGUCGCUGUACUACUACGUUCGGACGCUGUGGCCAGAACGGGGUGGAUUUUGAAGUGGCUAGAAUCUUCGGCUUGAAUCGAGCAGGGCCCGAGAUUUUGCGAACCGGGCUGAGUAAGUGGACGUUUCUCGGAAGGAAGACAUCUGUUGUUCGUUUAUCUUGGAGCGUCGGAAAAAGCGGAACUAGUCGAUUGUCUUUGUUUGCGAUCAAAUUGUGCUUGUUCGUCCUGGGGUUUCGCUGUUGCAGAAUGUGCCAUUAGCAAGUGCCAGGUAUCGCCCGCUUGCAUAGGCAUAUGAGCCGUGUACGAUGGAUCUAUUGGGCGAUGGCGAAAGUGAUGCGAGGCACCAUUUUGCAGAUUAUCAUCGCCAUUACGAGUAUAACAUCAGCAACAGCAACGGAUCAAGCGAUGCCAUCCCGCUCUACACCGGAUAUCCACGGGCACUGCUCAACAUCGCAACGGUGACGUGCAUCGCGUACAUGGUCGUCGGCGUUCCAGGCAACCUGCUGACAAUAGUGGCCUUGAUCAAGAGUAAGAAGACACGCAACGCAACGGCCGUUUUCAUCAUGAAUUUAUCGUUCUCUGAUUUGCUGUUCUGCUGCUUCAACCUGCCACUGGCCGCGAGCACCUUCUGGCACCAGGCCUGGCUGUACGGUGAUGUUUUCUGCCGGCUGCUACCGAUGAUGCGGUACGGGUUGCUGGCCGUCUCGCUGUUUACCAUACUGGCCAUCACAAUCAAUCGCUAUAUUAUGAUCGGCCAUCAGCGGCUGUAUCAAAGAAUAUAUCGUACGAAAAACCUGUGUCUGAUGGUAGCUUUUACAUGGAUUCUGGGCUUUGGCUCACUUCUUCCGACGUGGCACGAGAAAUGGGGAAAGUUCGGCCUGGACAUUGCCAUCCACUCGUGCUCCAUACUGCCCGACAGUCAACGCCAUUCCCCGAAACAGUUCCUGUUUUUCAUAGCAUUCGCCUUACCCUGUCUGGCGAUCAUUGUUUGCUACGCACGAAUAUUCUACAUCGUACGAUCGACUGCUCUGCGCACCAAAGAUCUGUCGAGUGACAAUCUGGACGACAACAGCAUGGAGGACGUGUCAAGUGCAGUUAGCCAUCAGCCGCAACAGCAGCAGCAGCAGCAACAUCCAGGGCAGUAUAUGGGCUCUUCUGCUACGAUCACUCCCGAAAAGGAACUUCCGAAGGAUGAUCGCCCAUUUCCACCGCCAUUGUCGUACAUCAAUUUCAGCCAGCACUCCGACUGGCACUACAUCGAUUCGAGCACGGAGAAUGAAAUAUUCUGCAGUACAUCAUCGACAGAGGAUAUAUCUCGCCGGGCAGCCACUUUGAACGCGAAGCUAGAUAACAACAUUAUCGAUCACUGUGAUUGUAGUGCUACUAGGAUACCACCUCAGCCUGGUGAAGGAUAUCUGGAGCACAGUGGUAACGUGAAACCUCGCAAUCAACGGUACGCUACCGCAUCGGGACCGGGCGUGAGGCGCAAUGCAAGCAAUGUUAAUGCGCGAAAGCGUAAGAAGCACCUCAACACGUCCGGUGCGUCGAUAAUGAGUGCGGGCAAGAUGUCCGCCAAGGAUCGGAAGCUGCUGCAGAUGAUACUGGUGAUUUUUCUGGCCUUUCUCGUGUGCUAUCUACCGAUCACGGUGGUGAAGCUGUUCCGUCCCAGCAUGCAGGUGCUGAAUGUGGUGUCGUAUCUGCUGAUCUAUCUGACCACCUGCAUCAAUCCCAUCAUCUACGUGGUAAUGUCCCGCGAGUAUCGCCAAGCGUACUCGGACCUAGUGCUCUGUCGCACGUACGAAAUGGCGAAGAGUAAAUGCAAACAGCACAAAGCGGCCAACGUGUUGCGGUUCGCGUCGAAAUGUUAACAAUAUGGAGGAGGGGUAGAAAGAAGGAUCGAAAAAAAAAACGCUAGUCUUUGUAUCUGUGUUCUAGGUGUAGUAGUAUCGUAACGUACAGUUGGUUUGCUGUUUUUCAUUAGUAGACAACGUGGAACGACAUCAGGAUCACGCAUUUAGAGGCGGCUUCGCGAGUAGUAAAUUACUUUCUUGUUCUGAGUUC